Molecule: messenger RNA, 5469 nt
Organism: Pelagomonas calceolata
Lineage: Eukaryota; Pelagophyceae; Pelagomonadales; Pelagomonadaceae
Source: the annotation of a GenBank genome assembly
AUGGAUGCAGCCAAACCGGGGACCGUCGCCUACGCCCUGCGCGCGGCCCAGGUGCCGCCGGCCGUGGCGCGAGGCUACUCGGACGCGACCGGCAUCGUCCGGCUCCGAGCCUGGCAACGCGACGUCCUCGAGGGCCCCGACGGCGUCGCGGCCGGCGCGAACGCCGUCGUCACCGUCGACACGGCCGGCGGCAAGUCGUGCGUGGCCGAAGUCGCGCUCCUCCGGGGCGCCUUCCGGGGCGAGGGCGGGGUGGCGCUGUACGUGCUGCCGUUCCUCGCGCUCGUCGCCGAGAAGGCCCGGACGCUGCGCCGGGCGCUGCGCGACCACGACGAGCGGUGCGCGCGCGCCGACCGCUGCGCGGUCGUCGACUGCGGCGAGGGGCCGGACGCGCCGCGCGCGUCGCUCGCGAUGGCGAGGGCGAUCGUAUGCUGCACGCCCGAGGCCGCGCUGGGCCUGCUGGACCGCCAGGCCCUCGCGGCGGCGGACGCGCGCGCGCGGCGGCGGCGGCGCGGCGGCGCGGCGGACGACGCGGGCGGGUCGACGGGCCGCCUGCGGGCCGUCGCGGUCGACGAGCUCCACCUGGUCGGCGACGCGGACCGCGGCGCCGCGUACGAGAAGCUCCUGACGCGCCUGCGGCUCCGGGGGGGCGCGACGCAGCUGGUCGGCCUCUCGGCGACGCUCUCGAACGUCGAGGCCGUCGCGGCGUGGCUCGGGUGCCGGGCGACGGUCGCGCGCUGCCGGCCCGUCGCGCUGCGGCCGCGGUUCGUCACCGAAGCGACGGCGACGGACGCGACGCGGCGCGCGGUCGCGGAGGCGCGGGCGGCGCGCGAGAGCUGCCUCCUCUUCUGCUGGCGCCGCGAUGACACCGGGCGGCUCGCCGAGCAGAUCUGCGCCGCACCGCGCAGGAACGCGGAGCACGACCGCGCCGCGCGCCGCGCCGCGCGGCGCGCGCUGCCGCGCCGCGGCGACGCGCGGCUCCGGCGGCUGCUCGAGCGCGAGGACGGCGACGCGCUCUUCCACUCCGCCGCGCUCGCGCCCGAGGAGCGGGCCGCCGUCGAGGCGGCGGCGGCGGGCGGCGGCGCGCGCGUCGUCUGCUGCACGCAGACGCUCGCGGCCGGCGUGAACCUGCCCGCGGCCAAGGUCGUGGUGCUCUGCGGCGCGGACAAGUUCCCCACGGACGCCGUGCAGCUCGCGCAGAUGCUCGGGCGCGCGGGCCGCGGCGGCGCCGCGGGCGCGCGGCGAGGCGAGGCCGUCGUCGUGGCGCCGCGGCGGCGCGCGGCGUGGGCGCGCGGGCUGCUGGCGCAGGCGACGGCGCGGUCGACGCUGCCGCCCGUCCGGUCCGGCCUGGCGCGCGCCGCCGACGCCGCCGAGGCGCUCGCGCGGCUGCUGCUCGAGGCCGUGUGCGCGACCGAGGCCGACGGCGCCGCGUUCGACGCCGCCGAGGGCCCCCGCGCCGUCGCGCGCGCGACGCUGUUUCGGGCGCUCGCCGACGACCCGCGCGCCGCCGACGCGGCGUGCGGAGACGCGCUCGCUUCGCUGGAAGCGGCGCGCUGCGUCGACGUCGACGCGGCCGGGGCCGCGCGCACGACGGCGCUGGGCCGCGCGGUGCUCGCCGCCGGAGACGUGAGGCCGUUGGAGGCGGUGCUGCUCGAGGAGGCGCUGACGCGCGCGCGGUGCGCGCCGGCGUCGAGCGCCGCGGCCGCGCUCGUCCGCGCGGCGGUCUGCGCGCCGCUGCCCGGCCUCGACUACCACCUCGACGCGGCCCUCUUCAACACGAAGGUCUUCUGGGACUUUGUGGCGGCUCUGGUGGACGACGGCGGCCGCGACGCGGAGACCGCCGCGGCGCACCUCGGCCUCGACCUGGAACAGCUCGAGCGCGACGCGCACGCGGCGGCGCGCGCCGCCCCGCUGCCGACCGCGGUCGAAAUAUUGCGCGACGUGCGGCGGGGCCGCUGGGGGGCCACGCGCCGCGCGACGCGCCUCUUCGUCGCGCGGCGGCUCUGGCUCGGCGUGCUAGUGGAUGCGCUCCUGUCGCCGGCGGCGCCCGGGGCGGUCGCGACGGCGGCGCCCGUCUCGCUGGAGGAGCUGUCGCGGCGCACGAAGAUUCCCGAGCCGGCGCUGGAAAAGCUCGCGCGGCGGGCGCCCAUUUUCGCCGGCGCCGUCGCGCGCUUCUGCCGGCGCCUGAACUGGACCUGCGUCGCCGACGGCCUCGACGAGCGGGCGGGCGCGCUGCGGCGCGCGCUCCGCGCGUUCGAUAAGAAGCCGGCGUCGUGGCGCGCCGGGCUCCGCGGCCUGCGCAAGGCGUGCGGCGGCGACGCCCAGCUCGCGCGCGCGCUGCGGGACACGAACUACCGCGCGGCCGCGGACGUCGCCGACGCCGGCGUCGACGCGGUCGAGCGCGUGCUCGCGGACGCGGCGCCGUGGCGCCUCGCCGGCGUCGACGCCGUCGACGGACCUGCGCGCCGCCGCCACGACGCGUCCUGGUCGCAGACGCCGUUCCUGGUCUCGUUGCUGUCCGCCACGAGGACGACGGGCGCCGAGGCCGCCGCCGCCGCCGCCGCGCGGCGCGGAGCCGUCGCCGCCGGCGUCGUGGCCGCCGCCGCCGCGGCGCGGACCGGUCCGGCGCGCGCGGCGCCGCGGCGCCGGGCCGAGGCCGCCGAGUCCGACGACUCGGACGGCUCCGCGGCGCCGAGUUUCGACGCGUCCUCGUCGGACUCGGACUCGGACUCGGACGACGACACCGCGGACGCCGCGGACUCCGACGGCGCCGCGGACGCCGCCGCCGACGGGCGCGCGCGCAAGCGGCGGCGCGGGAGCGGGCACACGGCCGGGCUCGAGACGUACGCGUCGUCGCGAGACGUGUCGCCGCGGUCGCGGCGGUCCGAGGCGUCGUCGGGCGUACAAGUCAGGGACGCGUCGCCGCGCGUGCUGGCCUCGGACGCGCGGCGGCGGACGCGCGCGCUCGACGCGCGGGAGAGCGCCGCGCUCGCUUCGACGGACGCGCCGUUCGUCGGCGUUGCCCUGGAUACGGCGCCGCCGCCGCCGGGGGCGUCGGGCACCCGCCGGCGCGCGUGGGCCAAGUUCCUGGACCCCCGCACUUCGAGGGUCUUGGUCGGCUACGGCCUCGCGCGCGGGCCCGGCGAGGCGAGGUAUUAUUCUUCGCCACCGGUCCCGCCGCCCUGGCCGUUCGAGCGCGAGCUGCGCCGCAGGAACGACGGGACCGCGCAAGGCUGGGCGCGGCUCCCCGAGGCGGCCGUCUGCCGCGUCGUCGGCUGGCUGGGCUUCCGCCAGUACGCGCCGCGCCUCGGCGCGGCGCGCGACGGCCGCGCGGCCGGCGCGGCGGCGCGGCUCGCGUGCCGGGCCUGGCACGCGCGCGGCCGGCGCGCGCUCCGGGCGUGCGAGCGCCUCGCGGGCGGCCGCGUCGCUUUGGCGGCGACCGUCGCCGCCGCGCCCGACCGGGGGGGCGCGUACGCCCUCGCGUGCGGCGACGCCGUCGCCGUCGCGACGGCGCUCCGCUCGAACGGCACGCCGGCUGGCAGGCCGCUCUUCGACGUGCCCGCCGCGAAGGCGGUCGCCGCGCGGGCGGGCGGCGGCGCGGCCGCCGCCGCCGACGACGCCGCCGACGCUGCCGACGCCGCUCGCGACGGCGAGGACGCGCCGCGGCGGCGCGACCGCGCCGUGGCGCGCGCGGCGGCGCUGGCCCGGGACGCGCGGACGUGCCGCGACGCGCUCGCGGCGCCCGCGUGCGGCCGCGCGCUGGCCGCGCUCCUCGCGACGGACGUCGCGUGCGUUCCGGCGAUCGCCGAGAUGAACCACUCGGGCGUGGACGUCGACGCGCCGCGGCUGCGCGCGUGGGUCGACGACCUGCGGCAGUUCGUCGACGACUGCCGCCGCGUCGCCGCGGAGGCGCACGGCAUCGAAAACCUGGGGGCGCACGGGAAGGUGAACGCGCUGUGCGACGUGCCCGCGAAGGCAGCCUCGACGGCCGCCGCGCGCGGGCUCGCGGCCCAGGCGCAGCGGGGCGGCCGCGCCGGCGAGCGCGCGACGGUCGUGCUCGCGCACCGCCGCGCCCGCGCGCUGCUCGCCCGCCUGUCGGGCCUGCAGCGCGCGCUCGCGCCGCACCCCACGCUCGAGGCGUCGACGACCUGCGCGCGCGCGUGCUUUUCGCUCUCGCGCGAGACGAAGCGCGGCCGGGAGCCGACCGCGACCGGGCGCCUCGUGUGCUCGGCCCCCAACUUCCAGAACUUCGACGCGGCGGGCGUGGCGAUCACGCGGUUCGCGCGGCCGAGCCUGCACGAGGACCCCGAGGACGCGCUUCCCGGGAUUGAGGUGCUCUGCGUCGACGCGACGGUGCGGCCGGGCGACCCGCCGCGGCUCCGGCGCGGCGCGCUCGUCGAACUGAGCGGCGCGGCGAUCGACGCGCGCCGCCUCGCCGACGGCGCUUCGAUCGCCGACUACUGGCGCGACGCGGCGCGCCGGGGCGCGACGUGGGCGUACUCCGCGCGGCGCGCGGCGACCGUGCGCGCGGCCGUCGUGCGGAUCCGUCGGCGCGAGCUGACGUACCCCGCGGACCGCGUCUACCGGCUGGACCGCGGGCCGCGCCUCCGCCCGCCGGGCUUCGCCUGGCCCGAAGACGGCCGCGUCCGCGAGACGGAGCGCGCCGCGCGCUACUCGCCGUUCGACCACGCGAUUUGCGUCGAGCCGCGCCGGCUGAUUAUCGCGCGGCGCGGCGCGGUGUUCCUGAGUGCGGACCUCAAGCAGUGCGAGCUCCGCGUCGCGGCGCACCUGUCGGGCGACGCGCGGCUGCGACGGUGCUUCGAGGAGCGGGGGGACGAUCCGUUCGUGGAACUCGUGGAGAGGUGCGCGGUUGUGAAAGACCGCGCGGCGGCGAAGCAGCUCGUCUACGCGGUGCUGUUCGGCCAGAGCACGCGCAAGGCCGCGCGAGCGCUGGACGUCGACGCGCGCGCCGCCGUCGACGCCGUCCAGCGGGUCCGGGCGCUCUUCCCCGCCCUAGACGCGUAUCGGGCCACGGUGACCGCGGCGUGCCGCGAGCACGGGUUCGUGGAGACGGUGCUGGGCCGGCGGCGCCGGCUCCCGGACAUCCACUCGACCGAUCCCAAGCGGCGGCGCAAGGCCGAGCGCCAGGCCCUCAACGCGGUCGUCCAGGGCUCCGCCGCCGACCUCGUCAAGCGCGCGAUGGCCUCGAUGGUCGCGAGCUUUGGGGCCAAGUACGACGCGCGCCGGCGGCCGCGGCUCGUGCUCCAGCUCCACGACGAGCUGGUCUUCGAGGUCCCGACGCAGGACCUCGCCACCUGCGCGCUCGACGUGUCGUCCGCGCUCGAGGCCGCGACGGCGCUGGAGGGCGUGCCCGCGGAGGUCCGACUCCGGGCCGGCCCGUCGUGGGCGUCGCUCGCGCCGUACGACCCGCAUUCGGCGGCGCCCGCAAUGGGUUCUAUUCCUCCUGUGUAA